AAAUGGUUAGAGUCUCGGUUCAGCAUCCAGGACAAUCCCGACUCCGACAUAAAUAUUUUGUUAAAAUGUCGAAUGAACACAUGGAAGAUGUAGAUCAAGAAAUGUAUAUCAGAGAUAGAGAAUUGGAUGAAACAGAAUCAGCUACACCGAGUGUAAAUCCAUUAGGUAACCAACCUAAUAUAGAACGGGAAAAUGUUAGAGACAGAGAUGACUCCCAUUUACUGAGAAUUAUAGCCGAUGCUUUGCAACGAGUAGCGGGAACUGUACCUACUACGACAUCUACUCCUACUACUAGACGGGCCCCAAUCAAAGAAUUACGAAAAUACGGUGCUACUGAAUUUUUGGGUUUGAAGGGAAUUGAUCCAUCCACUGCAGAAAAUUAGAUGGAAUCAACUAAACGAGUUCUGCAGCAAUUAGAAUGUACCCCCCGAGAGAGCUUGAUCUGUGCUGUUUCUCUACUGCAAGGAGAAGCCUAUUUGUGGUGGGAAUCUGUAAUACGACAUCUACCUACAGAACAGGUGACAUGGGAUUUAUUUCAAAAAGAAUUUCAGAAGAAAUAUGUUGGGGAGCUGUAUAUUGAAGAUAAGAGGCAGGAGUUUUUGAUGUUGAAACAAGGUAACCUGUCUGUUGUAGAUUAUGAACGUGAAUUUUCCAGACUCAGCCGAUAUGCUUCUGAGUUUAUACCGACAGAGGCUGAUAGUUGUAAAAGGUUUCUUCGAGGUUUGAGAGAUGAGAUCAGGGUACAGCUGGUGUCACAUCGAAUUACAGAAUUUGUAGAUUUAGUAGAGAGAGCGAAGAUGGUUGAGCAGGUGUUGGGUUUGGAUAAAAAGCCUGAGAUAGCUAGAUCGACUGGGAAACGAGCUGGCAUUACUAUUUCAAGUCCUUUACCGAAAAGAUCCCGAGAAUUCAGAGACAGUUGGAAGUCAAGUUUCAGAUCAGAUCGAGGAGAUA
Messenger RNA from Gossypium raimondii (Peruvian cotton), 951 nucleotides. RefSeq lists its product as uncharacterized. The record is from RefSeq and is a predicted model, not a curated record. The coding region runs from base 3 to 383 and encodes 126 amino acids. NCBI's taxonomy places the organism in Eukaryota, Viridiplantae, Streptophyta, Magnoliopsida, Malvales, Malvaceae. The transcript has 2 exons.